AUGGCUAAAUCUAAGAACCAUACCGCCCACAACCAAACCAGAAAGGCUCACAGAAAUGGUAUCAAGAAACCAAAGACCAACAAGUACCCUUCUUUAAAAGGUGUUGAUGCUAAAUUCAAGAGAAACCACAGAUACGCUUUACACGGUACCACUAAAGCUUUAGCUUCUGCUCGUGCUGAAAAGAGAGCCGCUUAA
Messenger RNA from Scheffersomyces amazonensis, 195 nucleotides. RefSeq names its product 60S ribosomal protein eL29 (gene RPL29). Gene Ontology annotation, biological process: cytoplasmic translation. Gene Ontology annotation, cellular component: ribosome; cytosolic large ribosomal subunit. Lineage: Eukaryota; Fungi; Ascomycota; Pichiomycetes; Serinales; Debaryomycetaceae. The transcript has a single exon. Gene Ontology annotation, molecular function: structural constituent of ribosome. The record is from RefSeq and is a predicted model, not a curated record. The coding region runs from base 1 to 195 and encodes 64 amino acids.